Folsomia candida is the source of this 2033-nucleotide messenger RNA. Its product is annotated as esterase E4. Bases 65 to 1834 code for a protein of 589 amino acids. Lineage: Eukaryota; Metazoa; Arthropoda; Collembola; Entomobryomorpha; Isotomidae. The record is from RefSeq and is a predicted model, not a curated record. The transcript has 9 exons.
GCCAGCACCUCUAUUGAAGGGGCACGGAUAAAUUGUUCGCCAAUUUAUUUCGUAAAUUAUCACAAUGAUGCGAAUCGCAUCUAUAAAAAUUUGGCAAACUUUUGCUGUUCUCAAUUGGCAACUUUUUCUUCCUUGUGUCUUGUGCAUCGAAAUAAUUGUUGAGCCUCCUCCGCCCUUCGCAGAAACGAGGAAUGGAUGGGUUGAAGGGUACAUUCAAGAAACGGUGGGAGGACAUCCCAUAGUUGCGUUUGAAGGGAUCAAAUACGCCGAAGGGCCAACUGGGCAGCUUCGAUUCAGGGACCCUGUUCCAGUUAAACCCUGGACCGGAAUUUUCGAAGCUGUUAAAAAAUCUCCGGCAUGCUUACAACUUGACAUGUCUAAAUUCAUGUAUCUUCAUGGAACCGAAGAUUGUCUAUUUCUUAAUGUUUAUACUCCAGUGUUCGGUGAUGCGAUUCCUCCUGAUCCUGUAAAGAAAACAGGAAGGGAGAGUAAAUUACCAGUCUUAAUUUAUAUUCAUGGAGGUGGCUACAUUUACGGUCGAAGUUCUGAAAUCGGUGCUGCUUACUUGCUCAAUAAGGAAAACGUAGUCCUAGUUACGAUUAAUUAUCGUGUCGGUGUGUUAGGAUUCUUCAGCACUGGAGACGAUGAAGCAUCUGGCAAUUGGGGAAUGAAAGAUCAAGCUCUUGCAAUAAAAUGGGUGGUCGAAAAUAUUGAAAACUUUGGGGGCGACCCGAAACGAAUCACGCUCGUCGGGAACAGUGCGGGAGCAGCAAGUGUUGGACUGCACAUGGUCUCGCCACAAAGCAAAGACUUAUUUCAGCAAGCAAUUCUCGAAUCCGGAUCCCCAUUUGCGAAUUGGGCCGUGCAAAACGAGACGUACUCGAGUUCCAUGGUCGUCGCAAGAGAAAUGGGUUGUCAUAAAAGGGGGAAUUCUGCCGCCAUUGUUUCCUGUCUUCGGGCAAAAGAUGCCGAUUGGGUGGUCGGCAGGUCGAUCAAGGCGUGGAGGAUGCUUCUCUUGUCGAGACUUCCGUUCGGACCGGUGGUCGAGUCGGCAUGGACAAAAUCCCCCUUUCUCACUGAGGCACCGGAAGUGUCGUACCGACACGGGAGAGUUAGUCGCGUUCCGAUGAUUGUCGGAUUAAAUAAGGAUGAAGGUUCCGUUUUCGCGGCGGGAAUUCAACUAUACCCUAGCCAUCGUACCCAUAUAAACCUAAAUUGGAACAGUAUCAUACCGUACGCGUUAAGUUUUGAGAACCGGACCACUCCCCAAAAUGCUGGACAAAUUGCACAGAAAAUUAAAACUUAUUAUUUAGGAAAAGAUCCCAAAAUUACGUUUCGGAAUCGAAAGAAGUGGAUGAAGAUAUUCGGAGACAGAAUGAUCGUCCAAGGGGUUCACGCCAUGAUGGAGCAACAUUCCAAAAUCGCCCCUACGUAUGGAUACAUGUUUUCCUACGCGGGAGAGCGAUCCAUCGUGCAAACUAUCGGGCUGAAUCGGGACAACUGGGGGGUCGCUCAUACGAAUGAAAUGCUCUAUUUGUACAACAAUACGAAACAGUUUCCCAAUAUGAACGAGACCAGUAAGGAUUUCAAAGUUUUGGAAACUUUGGUCAAUUUAUGGACCAGUUUUGCAGAAACGGGAACCCCCAGUCUGAACGAAUCCGAUUACCGAUCCCCUGCUAAAAUCUGGAAGCCCAUUUCACCCUCUGCAAUGCAACUAUUGGAGAUUAAUUUCGUUAACCAGGUUCCAAGAAUGAUAAAAUUUCCGCAAGAAAUUUCCGAAAGGGUGGAAUUCUGGAAAAGUCUGGGACUUCGUGGUGAUCCUGUGUUUCUAUAAAAUUCUGUUAUAUGUAAAUACACACAAGCCUAAAAUAUAAAUUCAAAAUUGAACAUAAAAUCCAACAAACGACCCAAGUUCUCUGCCACUGAAAGGCUAAUUUCCCACUCCCCUCAGUACAAUUUAUUAUCCAACGAGAUAUAUUUUGCAAGAUUGUGUACAAAAUUGUAAUAAAUAUGACUAAAAUUGCAUACAUAAA